Messenger RNA from Scomber scombrus (Atlantic mackerel), 2932 nucleotides. RefSeq names its product lanosterol 14-alpha demethylase (gene cyp51a1). The record is from RefSeq and is a predicted model, not a curated record. The transcript is spliced from 10 exons. The coding region runs from base 177 to 1676 and encodes 499 amino acids. Gene Ontology annotation, molecular function: iron ion binding; heme binding; oxidoreductase activity, acting on paired donors, with incorporation or reduction of molecular oxygen. NCBI's taxonomy places the organism in Eukaryota, Metazoa, Chordata, Actinopteri, Scombriformes, Scombridae.
UUAAAAAAGGUCUCCUGCAUGAACAUCAGACCCACUGGACGUCUAUCAGCCGUAGUUACUUUUGAAGAAGUGAGCGGUUGUUUGUGGUAAACGAAACCACAAACCGGGUUUCCAGGUUCUAGUGGGUCUCUGAAUCAUUUGUUAUUGAGGGACAGAGCCAGCUGUAAAGAUUAAACAUGUCUAUGCACUUGUAUCAGCUAAGCAGCAAACUGCUGGGGGAUACUGUUGGGAAAGUCAGCGACAACCUGACCUCCGUGUUGCUGGCAGCUUCAGUCAUCACUCUCACCCUUGGAUAUAUUUCUAAAACACUGCUCAAACAAGCAUCUGACAGUGAUCUGAAACCUCCACCUUUCAUACCCUCCAGCAUUCCCUUCCUGGGUCACGCUAUUGCAUUUGGAAAAAGCCCCAUUGAAUUUCUCGAAAAUGCUUAUGAUAAAUACGGCCCAGUGUUCAGUUUUACCAUGGUGGGGAAAACUUUCACUUACUUGCUGGGCAGUGAAGCAGCCACACUGCUCUUCAACAGUAAGAAUGAAGACCUGAACGCAGAGGACGUCUACUCCAGACUGACCACUCCAGUGUUUGGCAGAGGAGUGGCUUAUGAUGUGCCGAACCCUAUCUUUCUGGAACAAAAGAAGAUGCUGAAGACUGGACUGAACAUUGCUCAUUUCAAGGAACAUGUCAAAGUCAUCGAGGCAGAGACCAUAGAGUAUUUUCAAAGAUGGGGAGACAGCGGGGAGAGAAACCUGUUUGAUGCCCUGUCUGAGCUGAUCAUCCUGACUGCCAGUAGCUGCCUUCAUGGCAAGGAGAUCCGCAGCAUGCUGAACGAGCGCGUGGCCCAGCUCUAUGCCGACCUGGACGGAGGAUUCAGUCACGCUGCCUGGCUCCUUCCCGGCUGGCUCCCCCUGCCCAGCUUCAGGAAGAGGGACAGAGCUCACAUGGAGAUCAAGAACAUCUUCUUCAAGGUGAUUCAGAAGCGCAGAAACUCCGGAGAGAAAGUGGAUGACAUCCUGCAGACUCUCAUUGAUGCCACCUACAAAGAUGGACGUCCCCUGAAUGAUAACGAGAUUUCAGGGAUGCUGAUUGGUCUCCUCUUGGCGGGUCAGCACACGUCCUCCACCACGAGCGCCUGGAUGGGUUUCUUCAUGGCCAGAGACAAAGAUCUGCAGGGGCGCUGCUACGCUGAGCAGAAGGCCGUGUGCGGAGAAGACCUGCCUCCACUAGACUUCGAUCAGCUGAAGGAGCUCAACUUGUUGGAACGCUGUUUAAAGGAAACUCUGCGGCUCCGUCCACCCAUUAUGACCAUGAUGAGGAUGGCUCGCUCUCCUCAGACCGCAGCAGGCUACACCAUCCCUGUGGGCCACCAGGUCUGUGUCUCCCCGACUGUUAACCACCGUCUGUACGACACCUGGGAUGAGAGGAUGGAGUUCAGGCCUGACCGCUAUCUCAGUGACAACCCUGCAGGAGUGGAGAAGUUCGCCUAUGUGCCAUUUGGAGCUGGCCGUCAUCGCUGCAUCGGGGAGAACUUCGCCUACGUCCAGAUCAAAACCAUCUGGUCCACUUUACUCCGCAUGUUCGACUUUGAACUGGUGGAUGGAUAUUUUCCCACAAUCAACUACACUACAAUGAUUCACACCCCUCACCACCCCAUCAUCAGAUACAAGAGGAGGAAACAGUGAGAGAUUGACAGGGGACACUGGGAGGGGCGAGGAGUGAAGACACGAGGAAACAGAUAAACAUCCUGAGUGGGACUUGAAUUUAGAUGAAAGCACUUUGCUGUUUCGAAAUGUCAAACCUUUUACUUCUUGUGUCCAGCUUCCUUUAUUCAGUCCGGAGUCCAGUCCUUUUUCUGAAUGUCAACAUAAUUCAUGAUUUUUAUGGUUCCAGAGAUAAAUACACUGGCUGUAUGAAUCUGACUUCAACACUGAGACUCAUAUUCAAAAAAUGAACUACUAAAAAUAGAAAUGGACAGAGUUUGACUAUUAGGGUGCCUUGAUGAUGGGAAAGAACAUCUGUUGACUGAAUUAAGCCUCUAGAGCCAUCCUAUGAAGCAGGUUUUCCUCAGUGGUUAAUUGUAAUGAGUAAAACCAGGGGGAGAAUUUUACUGAAGUCCAUUUGGGUGGAGAGACUGUUAGGGAGUUUUCUCAGCACAGUUACUCAGAAAACGUCAUAGAUCUUUGUUCCUGAGAGAAGCCUGUGGCCUUUUCCUGCAGAGUGAAUUACAUUAAAACAAUGCAGAGAUUACAAGAUUAUAACAUCAAAACAAUAACAACUGUGACAGGCCUUUUCCACUAUAAACAUUUUCACAUGUCACAGUAGUAAGAUCGCAUGUGUAAAUAAUAAAAUUGAUGAAAUUUAACAGCUUCAGUUUCAGGGUCUUGAAACUGUGCUAUUAUCAUGGCUCACUGGGACACUGGAAUAUAACAGAGCCAUUGUUAAUGGUAUUCGUAACACCUGCUGUGACACCCCGAACCAUUUUGCAAGCCAGCGAUUUGCUGUUCCUACAGAAGGAGUUACAGCACUACCAGGCUUUGUGUAAGUUUUGUUUUUCUAGCUGUGACUUAAAGGCUCCCCACACUCCCACAGGUGUUUUCAGUUAUUUUGGCAGAUUAGACUAAGAUCUAUUCAGGUUGGAAGUUGGUAAAACUGCACUGAACGUAUGACUUAUCAUACUACAUAGUGCAAAAUAGCCUACAGUAAAGUAUUGUGUUGUCAAGCAUGCCUGCAGAACAGGCUAAAUAAGUGAUAACACCUGUGUGGGUUAAACAUAUAGGUGUGCAGUGCCUUUGAAUUAGAAGCUUUUAAAGGUGACUUAAUGAGGCAUUUUUCUCUGCUGGACCUCAUUAACAAACACUAACGACCUCUUGUGUGAACAGCAACAAACACUACAAGUGCAAAACUUUGAAUCACAAAUAAAAAGUGCUUAUCAAUAGUA